AAUAGUAGGGAUGGCUUAGGGGUGAGGCCCGGCCCCCUGUCUCCCCUCCCUUCCCCCAGGUAUAAGAGCUGAGCUCAGGUGAGCUUGCUCCUCCUGUCUUGUCUCAGCAGCUGCCAGCAGGCAGAUCAUGCGCCAUCGGCUCCUCCUGGGCAGGCUGUAGGACACCGCAAGUCACCAAAGGACCAAGCACACCAGACACCAUGGGACAGUGUCGGUCAGCCAAUGCCGAGGAUGCCCAGGAAUUCAGUGAUGUGGAGAGGGCCAUUGAGACCCUCAUCAAGAAUUUUCACCAGUACUCGGUGCAGGGAGGGAAGGAGACGCUGACCCCCUCCGAGCUACGGGACCUGGUCAUCCAGCAGCUGCCCCACCUCAUGCCGAGCAACUGUGGGCUCGAAGAGAGAAUUGCCAACCUGGGCAGCUGCGACGACUCUAAGCUGGAGUUUGGGAGCUUCUGGGAGCUGAUUGGAGAAGCGGCCAAGAGCGUGAAGCUGGAGAGCCCCGCCCUGGGGAGCUGAAAACCUUCCCCUGGAAUUCUUGGGGGGAUGUGGGGAAAAGGGGACCUUAGAGACUGCGGGCCUGGAAAUAAAACUCCUCUC
This is a messenger RNA of Hipposideros armiger (great roundleaf bat), 596 nucleotides long. RefSeq names its product S100 calcium binding protein A14 (gene S100A14). Gene Ontology annotation, cellular component: perinuclear region of cytoplasm. The coding region runs from base 201 to 515 and encodes 104 amino acids. Gene Ontology annotation, molecular function: calcium-dependent protein binding; chemokine receptor binding; calcium ion binding. The transcript has 4 exons. Gene Ontology annotation, biological process: toll-like receptor 4 signaling pathway; positive regulation of monocyte chemotaxis; positive regulation of granulocyte chemotaxis. Lineage: Eukaryota; Metazoa; Chordata; Mammalia; Chiroptera; Hipposideridae. The record is from RefSeq and is a predicted model, not a curated record.